Molecule: messenger RNA, 474 nt
Organism: Dichotomopilus funicola
Lineage: Eukaryota; Fungi; Ascomycota; Sordariomycetes; Sordariales; Chaetomiaceae
Product: ubiquitin-conjugating enzyme/RWD-like protein
Exons: 4
Coding region: 1-474 (157 amino acids)
Biological process (GO): protein sumoylation
Cellular component (GO): nucleus
Molecular function (GO): SUMO conjugating enzyme activity
Source: RefSeq, a predicted model, not a curated record
AUGUCAUUGUGUCAGAAUCGCCUCCAAGAAGAGCGGAAGCAAUGGCGUAAGGACCAUCCGUUCGGCUUCUACGCCCGGCCGCAAAAGAACGCCCAAGGAGUGCUUGACCUCAAGGUGUGGGAAUGCGGUAUUCCAGGCAAAGAGAAGACAAUCUGGGAAGGCGGCCUCUUCAAGCUGGUCGUUACUUUCCCCGAUGAAUAUCCCACGAAGCCACCUAAGUGCAAGUUCGUGCCACCGCUCUUUCACCCAAACGUCUACCCCUCCGGAACUGUUUGUCUCUCGAUUCUCAACGAGGAGGAGGCUUGGAAGCCGGCAAUCACAAUCAAACAGAUACUUCUCGGCGUCCAGGACCUCCUCAACGACCCGAAUCCGGAGUCCCCAGCACAGGCCGAAGCGUACAAUAUGUUCAAGCGGGAUCGGACGCAAUACGAGAGGCGCAUCAAACAGAUCGUGCGCGAGAAUGCCGCCCCAUAG